ACUGUCAUCAAACCAACACUCGUGGACACUCUCGUAUGGGUUCAUCUCUUCUCCUUCAAAAAACCAAAUAGAUCGCUCCCUCCGACGCUCUCUCAAACCUCCACACAGUCCCCCGUUGACUACUGAGACUCGCCAUCUUCUGAUCCGCUUCUUUUCCACUUAGUAAUGAUGGAGGGAGGUAUAGCACGGUUCCUAGUUUUGUUGAUACUCUCCGUAGCAAUCUGCAAUGCUGCUACGGUUCCUCACCCGAUUUCAGACUCUCACCGAUCCGCGGCUCUCGAUGUCUUCCUACCACUCGAUGGACCCCACAAAAGCUUGGAGGAGGCGUAUGAAGCAUUGAAGGCUUUGGAGAUUCUUGGAAUCGAUAAGAAGUCUGAUCCGAGCUCAGCGGGUUGUGAGAAUGUGGUUAAAGUUCUUGCGUCGCCUUCUUCUGCUCUGAAGGAUGUGUUCUAUGCUUUGAGCGUUAAUGGGAUUCUCAAAUGCAAAUCUGGAGAAGAUGUUCCUAAGGAUAUUGUCUCUAAGCUUCAAGCUGGCGCUAAAGAUGCCAAGUUAUUGCUUGACUUCUACUAUCCCGUCAGAGGCUUGGUGCUUGUUAAGGAGCAAUUUUCUGGAACUGAUCUAACUCUGGGAGAUGCCGAAGCUAUUUUCCGUUCCGUAAAGGGUCUCAGCCAGAGCGAUGGAAGAUGGCGCUACAGCUCCAACAAUCCGGAAUCAAGCACCUUUGCUGCUGGCUUAGCCUUCGAAACUCUUGCUGGAGUGAUUUCAUUAGCACCUUCAGAGAUUGAUCAGUCAUUGAUCCAGACACUGAAGACAGGUAUCCUGAAGCUUUUUGACAGUAUCCAAAAAUAUGACGACGGGACAUUUUACUUCGAUGGAAGUGAAGGCCCGAUCUCAACAACUGCAUCAGUAAUUAGAGGGCUCACGUCAUUUGCAGCUUCAGAGUCCACAGGAUUGAACCUUCGAGGUGAUAAGAUAGUUGGGUUGGCCAAGUUCUUUCUUGGUGUUGGAAUCCCUGGAGAUGCCAAAGAUUUCUUCAACCAAAUAGAUGCACUAGCUUGUUUGGAAGACAACAGGUUCUCUGUUCCACUCAUUUUAUCUCUUCCAACUACUGUCAUUUCACUGACAAAGAAAGAGCCUCUGAAGGUUAAAGUUAGCACUGUACUCGGUUCUAAGGCACCAGCUCUUAGUGUGAAGCUCACAGAAGCUCUAAAUUCAAAGGGUUCCUCUGUAAUUAACAACCAGGAGCUGAAGUUUGACGCCGACAGUGCAACGUACUUCCUUGACUCCUUUCCGAAGAACUUUGAUGUUGGAAAGUAUACUUUUGUAUUUGAGAUUUUGCUAGAUGAGUCGGCAAAUGAAAAAGCUUACAUAACCGAAGCUCAAACAAAAGUGCCUAUUGCCGCCACAGGAGCUAUUAGCAUUGAGAACGCAGAAAUUGCUAUACUUGAUAGUGACGUUGGGAGCGUUGAAUCUCAGAAAACGCUAGAUUUAACUAAAGACGGAGCAGUAUCAUUAUCAGCAAACCAUCUCCAAAAGCUACGUCUGUCAUUCCAGUUAACUACUCCACUUGGCCUUGUGUUUAAGCCACACCAGGCAUUUCUCAAACUGAAACAUGAGUCACAGGUCGAGCAUAUCUUUCUCGUGAAAACUUCUGGAAAGAAGGCUGAAUUAGUUCUAGAUUUUCUUGGAUUGGUUGAGAAGCUGUACUACCUUUCUGGUAAAUAUGAGAUCCAGCUAACUAUUGGAGAUGCUUCUAUGGAGAACUCUGUAUUGAGUAAUAUUGGCCACAUCGAACUUGACCUACCAGCACGUCCAGAGAAGGCGCCUCUUCCUCCUCUACAACCUACUGACCUGUACUCAAGAUAUGGGCCAAAAGCUGAGAUAUCACACAUCUUCCGUGUUCCUGAAAAGCUACCCGCGAAGCAGCUUUCACUAGUUUUCUUGGGUCUUAUAGUUCUCCCAUUCAUCGCUUUCCUGAUCGGGCUGACACGGUUGGGAGUGAACAUAAAGAGCUUCCCAUCAUCGGUUGGAGCUGCAACAUCCGCUUUGCUUUUCCAUGGCGGCAUCGGAGCUGUUCUGCUUCUUUACGUGCUUUUCUGGUUAAAGUUGGAUCUGUUCACGACGCUUAAGGCACUAUCUUUGUUGGGAGUGUUUCUGCUGUUCGUUGGACACAGAACACUCUCCGGCCUCGCAGCAGCAUCGAACAAGUUAAAAUCUGCUUGAAGAAUGUAUUCGCUAUGAUGAAUCUUCUGUGUGUGUUCCAUGGACCAGUUUUUUUUUUUUUUUAUUUGCAGUUUUGUAGCAUUACUUUUUAUAGAUUAAGGUGAUAGACAAGUCCAAAGUAUUUUCAGUCUAGUCUUAAAAAGUUAUCAACAAGAAGAGUUGCUUUCCUUA
Raphanus sativus (radish) is the source of this 2394-nucleotide messenger RNA. Its product is annotated as dolichyl-diphosphooligosaccharide--protein glycosyltransferase subunit 2-like. NCBI's taxonomy places the organism in Eukaryota, Viridiplantae, Streptophyta, Magnoliopsida, Brassicales, Brassicaceae. The record is from RefSeq and is a predicted model, not a curated record. The transcript has 20 exons. Gene Ontology annotation, cellular component: oligosaccharyltransferase complex; membrane. Bases 166 to 2223 code for a protein of 685 amino acids. Gene Ontology annotation, biological process: protein N-linked glycosylation.